This is a messenger RNA of Exophiala xenobiotica, 2081 nucleotides long. RefSeq lists its product as uncharacterized. Lineage: Eukaryota; Fungi; Ascomycota; Eurotiomycetes; Chaetothyriales; Herpotrichiellaceae. Bases 207 to 1916 code for a protein of 569 amino acids. The transcript has 2 exons. The record is from RefSeq and is a predicted model, not a curated record.
GCUGGACGACGGUCGGGUCGAAGGCAGGCAGAAGCUGAAGGUCUUGCAGGAUCCUGAAGUAAUGGAAGAACUGGACCUGAAUUUGCUCUCUGUUGAAGCCCAGCGAUCGAUGGCACAAGCAUCCAAUCUGCUGAGCAGUGCUCAAAUCCCUGAAGUUGCCGUUAUUGUCAAAGUGCCAAACAUCGCAAUGAAAUACCCUAUGAGCAAUGGACAGGUGGUACCAUCUGACUCUCAAGCCUUCCUUGCUCACAGUGCAACAGUACCGUCGAUUUCAAAUUCGAUUUACGCGUGACGAAGACUAUUAUGAAGCUAUGAAAAUGCUAUCUCGUGCCAAUGUCCCUACCGUCGAGGCAGGCUCGUUUCCUGCUCAAUCAAAGCCCCAACAUCCACCUCCACCAAUUAUGUUGACACCGAAUGACUCGGCCUCUCAAAUAGGGACUUCCAACGAAGCAUCGACGUCUCACAACCAGAUGCUUGGAUUUUCAAGUCUCGGGCGUCCUACGAUCCACACCUUGCGCCCAGCAAUGGCUCCUCCCGCAUAUGUUCCUGCCGCCCUCGACAACGCUCAGUCUCGCUCAGCUGCGAACCAACCCAUUCUUGACCACUUGCAGACAGGACCAACACUUCGAGGUCAACCAGGCGGACCUCGUUCGAAUAUCUCGCUGAGCACAGCUACCACUCUGGUGAACGCUAAAGAGCAAUUUGGCAUUCAGAAUACAUACGGUCGUUAUGACGUCAAUUCCUACCUACCAACUUCACAACCACCAGGCAUCAGCCACCUGCAGGUGGACACCAAGCCGGCUCAGCAGUCAAGCACUGCCCGAUUAGACCAGCACGAGUUUGCUCUAGGUCUCCCACCGAGAAGGACACUGCCAUUCCGCAAGCCAGAACCCAGUGCCAACACCUCCGGCUCAACAUCAGGAAGCAGAAGCGUUCGCCUUACCAACCAGGCAGAGUCAGACUCAAUGGCCGUUCCCUCAGUUGCAGCAGAGGACGAUUUAUCCACUGUAGCAUCACCUCAAGCCACCGGCAAACGCAAACGAGGCGCAGCCAAAUCUACGGGAAAGCCCCCAGCUGCUCGAAAACCACGAGCCCCUAACAAAAGGGCAAAAGCUGGCUGCAAGUCCACAGCAAACGCCCGCCCAGUCCCUACCGUCGAGGAAUUGCUCAAACAAUCAAGCCCCGGCCUUACUCGCCGCAUGACGCGCGCAAUGAGCAUUCUUAGUACUCAGAAUGACCACACCCAGCAGCUGAAGCCGACAAAGGCCGACAUCGCCGAACCUGAGCAGCCUUCGCCCCAACCUGAAGCCAGCCACGAAGCCCAUCGAGAACCGAGUCCUUUGCUCGGUAGCCCGACGAGACGAAUCACGCGAUCUACCUCAAAAGUCUCUGCUAGUGUGGAACACAUGAAGAUCCCCGAACCCGAUACUCAGCCUCAACAGGGGAAGGGCAAUCCCUACCCAUGCACACCAGCCGAACAGAUCAUUGAUCCUUUGACUCCAGCCUCGCCAGAAGCACAACACGUCGCCAUCAACCCCAACCUCAACACCAACGUCCAGCCCUCAGCUCGAAACCUCCUAAUUCAGUCAGAGCCCACCACCGUGCCACCGUCAUCAUUCACAUGCGCCGACCCCCAGCCCCGACCGAACCAGCACCAGCACCAGCCAGAACCAAGCACCGACCCGGUUCAAGCCAUCCCCUCCAUGCUGACCAAUCUGGACGGUGACCCAAAUUUCGCAAACGCCAUGGACAAACUUCACGCCUGGUCUGAACAACCUCCGUCCGUUCGACUGCAGACUCUGAAAUCCUACUUCUGUCGCCUGAUCAUGCAGCCGGACUUUCUUAACCUGUGUAAAGACAUCGAUGGCAUGUGGGAGGGAGAGAUCUUGAAUGCCAGGCUUGCCAGGAUGUCUUGAAGCUGGUGUGAUCGCGGUGAGGCCUAAGUUGCCAUGCGAGAGAAAUUGAGGGAGGUAAUCACAGGCGAAAAGUAAAAUGUGUCCUUACUUUGUCUUUGUCGAUAAGUUUUAUGAAUGAGGGAUGCCAUGUCUCAUCAGUAAUCCUGAUUGAGCUGUGAACAAAAC